This is a messenger RNA of Liolophura sinensis, 2235 nucleotides long. Its product is annotated as pseudouridylate synthase 1 homolog. The transcript is spliced from 16 exons. Gene Ontology annotation, biological process: tRNA pseudouridine synthesis; mRNA pseudouridine synthesis. Lineage: Eukaryota; Metazoa; Mollusca; Polyplacophora; Chitonida; Chitonidae. The record is from RefSeq and is a predicted model, not a curated record. Gene Ontology annotation, molecular function: RNA binding; pseudouridine synthase activity. Gene Ontology annotation, cellular component: nucleus. The coding region runs from base 431 to 2002 and encodes 523 amino acids.
CAAGUUCCGACCACGUGUCGGGGAAACACCCCACCAGUGACGUCAUUUCUUGGGAUACUCUGUCCGGUUUUGAAAACGCAUACCGCACCGAUCGCUACAUGGUGCGAUUGAUUUUGCCGUAUACGUUUCCGCAUGAAAAAAACGGAUCCGCGACCGUACCUAUGGAAUUUAUUUUAACUAUUUCGAUUUUUUGCGGCGUACCGCAUACCGCGUACCGUAUACCGCUACCGCAUGUAAGGAAUCUCAGCUUAAGCAAGUGUAGUUUGUGCAUGUUUGCAUGUGCGAUGUAGAUAUAAUAUUGGUACUAGAGAUGAUGACUGUUCAAUAUAGCCUAGUUUAGUCUACUACUCGGUAGCGGUGAACUUUUAAUACUUGUCUAGUUGUGUAUAUUCUUCCCAACUUUCUGACGUAAGACCAGUUUGAUUCAUACAUGUUCAGACGAGUUUUGGGCAAACUCAGCCAUAGAUUGAAGACAUUGAGGAUGGCUGACAUUCUCCCUGGCUCGCCGGAAGUUCCUCCUGUGGACAAAACGUCCAAUGCUGGUCAUGGUAAACGUGAACUAAAUGAAGAUGGCGAUGGUCCGCAUGAUGGCAUUAAAAAACAAAAGACUGAGCCAGGUCCAAUGCAAGGCAGGGUGGACAGGAAGAGGAAAGUGGCCAUGCUGAUGGCUUAUUCUGGAGUUGGAUACUACGGCAUGCAAAUAAACCCUGGAUUUGCCACGAUAGAAGAUACUUUGUGUAAAGCCCUGGUGGCAGCUGGUGUCAUUCCACAGGAACAUGCAGUUAAUAUGCAGAAAAUGUCUUUCCAGCGUGCGGCUAGGACUGAUAAAGGUGUGUCUGCUCUUGGGCAGCUUGUCUCCCUGAAGAUGACACUGAACCAAGAGAAUAUUGUGGGAGCCAUCAAUGAACAUCUUCCUGACCAGAUACGCGUGAUUGGUAUAAAACGUGCAACAAAAGGAUUUAACAGCAAGAACCACUGCAGCGGAAGAUCCUAUAUCUACAUGUUACCUACUUACGCCUUUGCUCCCGUUGAAAAGUUCAUUGAUGAAGACUACAGAGUUGCUGAUGGUAUUAUUGAUCGUGUAAAUGGAGUUCUACAAAAUUUCAAAGGAACACAUAACUUUCAUAACUACACUUCGGGCAUAAAGCCUAAUGACCCAAGUGCAAAGCGCUACAUGGUUAGCUUGGAGUGUGGCCAACCCUUUGUCCGAGACAAUGUGGAGUUUGCAAUCAUCAGGAUCAAAGGACAGAGUUUUAUGAUGCACCACAUCAGGAAAAUGAUAGGUGUGACAAUAGCCAUAGUGAGAGGAUUUGCUGGGGAAGAACUCCUGGUGAAAGCUUGGGGAAAAGAAAAGGUGGAUAUUCCAAAAGCCCCAGGGUUGGGCCUGAUGUUAGAGCAGUUGCAUUACGAUGCUUACAACAAGAAGUUUGGGUCAGAUGGAAUGCAUGAUCCCAUAGAGUGGACUGAGUUUCAGUCUACAAUUGAGGAGUUUGCUGAGAAGUAUAUUUAUAGCAACAUUGUCAAGACAGAAAAAGAAGAACGAUCCAUGUUUCAUUGGUUAAUGACACUUCCCAAUCACAGCUUUGAUGUGAGAGAACCAGGAAGCACCACGGACAUGUAUAAAGCCAUGAGAAACGUAGAAAGAUUGAACGAGAGUCUACAGAAACAGUCAGAAGAAUCACCCCCAGAGCCCACAAUGGAACAUACCACAGACAGAUCUGAGGCAUCAGAAACAUUGGAGAAUUCCAAAGGUGACAAUAAACAGUGUCAUAACACAUCAACUGCAAAUACUUGUAUCAGUGCAUCUAAUGAAAAUGGAAGUCAUCCGGACAAAAAUUCGAAGGGAACUGAGGAGAUAGACUGUGAUGAAAUGAAGAACUCUAAUGAAAGCAAAGACUGCGAUGAAAUGAAGAACUCUGAUGAAAGCAAAGACUGCGAGGAAAUCAAGGACCCUGAAUCUGAGUCGAAUCUUGAGAGAGAUCAGAAUCGCGGGGUGUCAUGAAACAUUACAAUGCGUGAUGUCAAUCGUCCAUUUUAACCAUUGCCACAAAGGUUUCAUCUUUGAGGUGUAAUGAUUUUUAUGAUGAAUAUUUCGUGUCAACAGUUGUGCAAACACCAGUCUUUUGGGCUCACUUAACUCACCUGUUCUUUUCUGGCUCAUGUUUAAAGGGAUACAGAAUCAAUGCUGAUAGGCUGACAGUGGAGAUAGGGUUUCCUGGGUUAAACCCUGCAGCC